CCCCCGCAAUCUCUCCUGCUUCCGCUCCUCCUCCUGCGGGAGAGCCGGGGGGCCCCGCCCGCCGGAAGCAGGGGCGGCAGCGGCAGGAGCAGCUCUGGUCGGGGUGCGGGUGCGGGUCCGAGUCCGGGUCGGGCGCCGCUGCAGGCCGAGAUGCCCCUGGCCAAGGACCUGGUGCACCCCUCCGCGGAGGAUGAGAGGAGAAAGCACAAGAAGAAACGGCUUGUGCAGAGCCCCAACUCCUACUUCAUGGAUGUAAAAUGCCCAGGAUGCUACAAGAUCACCACUGUAUUCAGCCAUGCUCAGACAGUUGUUCUGUGCGUAGGGUGCUCAACUGUCCUGUGUCAGCCUACUGGGGGUAAAGCCAGACUAACAGAAGGCUGUUCAUUUAGAAGAAAGCAACACUAAACACUUGAGCAUGUGGGUUUGGAUCUGUGCUCCUGAAAGCCUUACCAGUUUAAAAAUGCCUGUUAAUACAAAGUAAUUACAAUUGAUUUUGUAAAGAUUACAUGCACUAGUGACUAAUGAGCUGCAAUCUCUUUUUCAAUAAAUAAUUUGAAGUGCAA
This is a messenger RNA of Pezoporus occidentalis (night parrot), 563 nucleotides long. RefSeq names its product ribosomal protein S27 like (gene RPS27L). The record is from RefSeq and is a predicted model, not a curated record. The transcript is spliced from 4 exons. Gene Ontology annotation, biological process: ribosomal small subunit assembly; translation. Gene Ontology annotation, molecular function: RNA binding; structural constituent of ribosome. Lineage: Eukaryota; Metazoa; Chordata; Aves; Psittaciformes; Psittacidae. Gene Ontology annotation, cellular component: ribosome; cytosolic small ribosomal subunit. The coding region runs from base 151 to 405 and encodes 84 amino acids.